CUUUCGUUCACAGCUCACAGCUUCGAUGCGGCUAUACAAAUAUUAGAAACGGCUACAACUAUGACAUUUCCACAAAUUGCAACCCUAGUAUAAUAAUUUGCGUUGCAUGUUUCGGCACAACUAUUAAAAUUGUGAAGCAGCACACAACAAAAUCUCCACAGAUCAAACAACAAUAAAAAGUACAAUACAAAAUCUAACCAAGUGAGCUUGAAGACCAGCAAAAUGACAAAACUUCAGGUGAUAGUACUGCAUCCAGUGAAAAAAGAAUUUAAACGUAAGCACUGCGGCUUCGAUCAUGAUACGCCCGAUGAUUUUGUCAAAUCGCAGUGGCAAACCUGUACAAAGAGUAUGGUAUAUUUGCUCUACCGCUGGUUCAUGGCUCUCUUCUUUAUCGCCGUUGUCAUUAAGUCGAUGUGGCCGCGAUCCGAUGAUGAGUCCAGCUACUGGCUCUACUUCAUCUAUAUGACCAAUUGGGGCAUCUGGAUGUGCAUGCUAACCAAUUUAUUGGGCGCCAUACUCGUCACAAUUUGGCACCAACAUCCAGAGUAUGCGGAUAAGCUGCUCAACAUGAAGGCUUGGGUGAGCCCUUUUCGAGUUUAUUGGAGCAUGCACAUUAUUACGCUAGUCUUAUCGAUUGUUAUUACGAUCAUUUACUGGACCGUACUCUAUGAUGCGAAAGAAACUAAUUUGGAUGCCACGAAUGUGCUCACCCAUGCAUUCAACUCGAUUUGCAUGUUCAUUGAUCUGUGGAUUGUGGCACAUCCGUUGCGUUUGCUACACGUGUUUAUGCCCGUCGUAUUUGGCAUUAUCUAUGCCAUAUUCUCCUACAUAUAUCAUUUAUGCGGCGGCAUCAACAAAAAGGGAAAGCCCUACAUAUAUCAUGUGAUUGAUUGGAAUCAACCGAGCUCAGCUCUUCUGACUGUUCUAUGCGUCUUGUUGCUGUCUUGCUGCAUCUACGCCCUGCUCUUCGUGUUCUUCAAGCUGCGACUCUAUCUCUCGCGCAGCUGUCGUCAGGGCAGCUUUGUACUGCCCACCACAAGCAAACACGCUGGCAAUGCCGGCGAGAGUCAGGCAACAGCCAAUGGCAUACAGCACUCACCCUGUCGCAUCUCCAUGGUGCUGGGCAACUAUGCGGGCUACGAGAAUCAAGGAUAUACUCCCAGUGCGGGCGAGGCAAAGAAAACAAAGAGCUAGACUAUGUUCAGCGUACAUAUUCUCAGACUAUAGAUUU
This is a messenger RNA of Drosophila navojoa, 1231 nucleotides long. RefSeq names its product protein rolling stone. Gene Ontology annotation, cellular component: membrane. NCBI's taxonomy places the organism in Eukaryota, Metazoa, Arthropoda, Insecta, Diptera, Drosophilidae. The record is from RefSeq and is a predicted model, not a curated record.